Molecule: messenger RNA, 891 nt
Organism: Alternaria infectoria
Lineage: Eukaryota; Fungi; Ascomycota; Dothideomycetes; Pleosporales; Pleosporaceae
Exons: 2
Coding region: 1-891 (296 amino acids)
Cellular component (GO): plasma membrane
Source: RefSeq, a predicted model, not a curated record
AUGGUCUACAUCAGACUCGCCUCCGCCCUGGCCGCGGCCUCGAUGGUCAUGAUGGCCGCUGCGGAAGAGAAGCCAACGCCAACAUGGGCGACCGUUACGGACCCUAUCACCACACCAACAAAGACCUUAGGAGCAAGUGCCAUGGUGAGCAUCGGUUGCUUCGAGACCGGAAUCCCACUCGAGAAUCACGGCUCUUUCAACUUCCAGUCGCCUGGUAACUGUCAACUCGUUUGCAUUGAGCAAAACAAGCCCGUUAUGGGUCUGUCGAACGGCGAGGAAUGCUGGUGUGGUGACGAGAUUCCCGCCAAAGAGUGGCAGAUCAAGAACGAGACAUGUGGCACCACGUGUAGCGGCGACAAGACAUGGACCUGUGGUGGAAAGGACAAAUUAUGGGUCGUUCUCACCGGAACAACUAGGAACCCAGUCGACUUUUACGAGCCCGAAGUAGAGAGCAGCAGCUCAGUAGCACCAAAGCCGUCGUCUGCUGCUCCGACAUCAACCGGUGCCGCCCAGGCUUCGGCCACUCCAUCUGCGGCGCCCGAAGAAGACAGCAAACCAAACACAAUCGCCAUCGCAGUGGGCGUAGUCGUCGGCAUACUAGCCCUUGCCUCGAUCAUGUUCGGUGUAUGGUUCUUGCUCCGCCGGAGACGUCAGCACCAAGCAGAAGAAGACUACCGUCGCAAUGCCGCGAACGUGAAUGCUUUCGUCAACGGCGGCAAGCUACACACCAGCAACUCGUCCAUGAACGACUCGCGUCUGGACCCGAGCUUCGUCGACCGGAGGCAGAGCAACGGCAGUAUUGCAGACAACGAGGACUACUCGAGGCGGAUAUUGAAGGUAUGCGAUCCACGAUGCCGCCUGACGAAACGCCACUCACUGACACUCCAUUAG